AAUGAUCACAAGGAGAAACUUGAUAGACUGUGUUCAAAAUUUACAUAAAUCCCAAAUUUUACAGUUUAAUUCUCUAACUGUUCGUUUAAGUAUUGAUGAUUUGAGAAGAAGGCUUCGGGAAAAGCAUUUACAUCAGUCUAAUACUGUUGCAAGCAGCAGUCGUCAGACUUUGUCAGAGAAUGACUUUUCAACAGAAGUUGAAGAUUGGAAAUUGAACUUCACUAAUGAAAAUGAAAAUUCGGAUAAACCAUUAAAUCGGAUACCUGUCAGACAAUUCUUAAGAAAACAAGACUCUAAAAAAAAGAAAAAAUACGAAGAAGUUUUUGAAAUGAAAUUUGGAACAGUUAGAUUAGACUCAAUGAAUGAUCAGAAAGCAACGAAUAUUGGAACAAUUCAGAGUCUAGGUGCUGAAAAAGAAAACAAAUCAAAUACUUUUGAUGAGCAAUAUUUUUCAAGUGAAGUUAUAGAGAAUGCAGAGAAACUGCAGUCAUCUUUUAAGCUUGAAAAAUCGGAGCCAAAAGAAAAAUCUAGUAAUCAAGGAAAGCCAAAAAAGGAAGAAACGAAUUUCUUUGAUGCAGAAUAUUUCGAGGGUGUAUCCUCUGUUGGUGAGGAAUAUACACCUAAUAACGAUAACUUUGUAACCGAAGGGACAAUUAACGUUGAAUAUAGCGAAAAGGAGAAGCCAGAAAUUGUUAUUAUUAAAGAACACUUUCCCAGAAUGAAGCAUGUAGAUGAUACGAGAGAAUUUGGCAAUUCUUUUAAGAAAAAAAAGAAAGACAUAACACAAGCUAAUGAAAAAUUUGAAAAUGUCUUCGAUUCACAAUAUUUUGAAGGAGCUGUGACUAAAGAAUCUUUAGACCAGGAAAAGAGCGAAGAAUUUGUUCUCCGCGUAAGGGAAGAUGAACAACAAAAUAAGGAUAUAUACAUUGAAAGUGACACAAGACAGAGAUUAAGGACUAAGGAUCGACCUAAAGCAAAUAUUGAAACUCCAAAGACAGCGUACGAUUUAGCUAUGAAACUUCGAUUGGAUGAAAAACUAAGCCAAAAAAACUAUUCUAGCGAAAAGAAAGCUGGUGCAGUGGGUCGUUUUGACUCAAAAGGUUUUAGAAUUCUAACUGACCAAGUACCACCGUUCCACAAAAUGUCAGAUGAUGUUGUUCUAAGUAUUCUGAAAGACAGUAUAUUAUACGAAGACGAUGAACUGUUAGUGAUAGAUAAGCCUUACGGUUUGGCAUCUCAUGGUGGUCCUGGAAUAAAACGAAGUGUUGGACAAUUUCUUAAUCGUUUAUGCGAAGUAUUAAACUGCGAAAAGUUAUACGUUGGACACCGACUUGAUAAGGAAACAACAGGAGUUAUGGUUUUAGCUAAAAAUGAAUUAACUCUCGGAAAAUUACAACUGCUAUUCAAGCAACAAAAAAUAAAAAAGAAAUAUUUAGCAUUAACUAAAGGCGUUCCGGAUCCUUUGAGUGGCAUUGUAGAUAUUCCAAUCGGAGAGCAUAUGGUUGAUGGAAGAUAUAGGAUGGGUGUACUACCCGACUAUUCGGAGGAGACGAAUAGUUUUUUGAAUCAAGGAAGAAAGCCUUUAAAAUCCGAAGCAAUAACCCAAUAUCGGGUUUUAAGUCAAAAUAGCUCGGUUGGUUUAGUAUUACUUAUUCCGAAAACUGGUGUCAAACAUCAGCUACGGUGCCAUCUGGCAUUUGCUUUGAACACACCUGUAUUAGGGGAUCAUAAAUAUUCUCAUUCCGACCGAUUUGCCCCACAAAAACUGUAUCCAGAGACAUUGCAAAGACUACAUAUUCGUCAGGCGAAAGUACGCCACCUUGCAAUGCAUUUACACGCUCAUACAAUAGUUCUACCAGAAUGGAGAGAUGGAAAAAAUUUAUUUUUUAUUGCAAAACUUCCUCCGCAUUUUACAAAAAAUAUGAAAAAUCUAAAAAUAAGCUACAAUUUCUUCAAAGAUCGAAUAUAA
Dimorphilus gyrociliatus is the source of this 1969-nucleotide messenger RNA. Lineage: Eukaryota; Metazoa; Annelida; Polychaeta; Dinophilidae. The record is from the annotation of a GenBank genome assembly.